This is a messenger RNA of Pochonia chlamydosporia 170, 1533 nucleotides long. Its product is annotated as C6 transcription factor. The record is from RefSeq and is a predicted model, not a curated record. Bases 1 to 1533 code for a protein of 510 amino acids. NCBI's taxonomy places the organism in Eukaryota, Fungi, Ascomycota, Sordariomycetes, Hypocreales, Clavicipitaceae. Gene Ontology annotation, biological process: regulation of transcription by RNA polymerase II. Gene Ontology annotation, molecular function: zinc ion binding; DNA-binding transcription factor activity, RNA polymerase II-specific. The transcript is spliced from 3 exons.
AUGGACACCAAGACCAAGACAGAUGAUAGCCCAGACUUCUUCAUCUUCCAGCCGGAAGACAUGGGCAAGGCCCUGCAGCCACAAACUCAAGAUGAACCGCGAAAGAAGAGAGUUCAUCGGAAAAGUCGCCUUGGUUGCCAAGCAUGCAAGCGCCGACGAGUCAAGUGCGACGAGAGUAUACCUUGUUCGAAUUGUAUCAAACGUAAAGAAGAAUGCAUCCAGUCUACCAAUGAAAAGGCCAUUUCGCGAAGUCUAUCUACGCCUAAGGUCCAUCUCGCCAAUGGACCCGAUGAUGCCUACUCACCAAUAAACUUGAUGCACUUGCAGUUGUUGCAUCACUUUGAGCAUUUCACCGUACCGACACUGUCGUUUCCCGAGGUGUGGCCUAUAGUGUUGCGACAAGCUUUUGAUGAAGAGUUCAUCAUGUCGACUAUUCUAUGCGUUGCAGCAUCGCAUCUCGCGGCAAUAACACCAAAUAAUGACAGGUAUUAUCGCGCGAGGAACCAACUUUUAACAAAGUCUCUCCGUCUUCUUCGUCUGAACCUCUCUCGUCCCUUUACAAAAGACAUAUGUGAUGCCCUUGCAGGUGCCACUGUGCUCAUAAACUACAUCUCCUGGUGUCACCUUGAGUUCCUCACCGAACAACACAUUGGGCAACCGGCUGGAAGUGACAAUCACGGUAGUCUCGAUCUUUCACAGGACCAGUUAUUCCUCCUCAGCCCGGGUGUUCUCCAGGUCUAUCUACAAGGCCUCCCGGUAUUUCUCGAAGAAGACAGCGUAUUUUUGGCAAUCGGGCGGCAGCACCCGAGGCUCAACAUUGAGGAAGUCCUCACCAGACGAGGAGAGGACCCAACGCGUUUCGUCGAGCCGUUCAUGAAAAUGUUUGACGACGCUCGUUUUCAUUCCUCGCAUCCCGAGCGAGACACCCCCGGUAUAUACCAGACAUUUCGACAAACAUGGACCAUCCUAAGCGGACUUGAGUUGGACAACCAAGCCCACCAACCAUGUGCCUUUUCAGCACACUCAUCCGACACUGAAGACGUACAAUCCGUCUACCGGGAUAAAAGCCUCGAAGACAUACGAGACAGUCUUCUCAAGCUACAGCAAAACUACGAGCCGCCCACCACCGACAGCCAACCAGAAUCAUGGCUAGAAACACGAUUAAGAAUGCCGCAAAGAAAAGCAUUCGAAUGUGUCAUACGCCGAUUGUCGCCCAUUCUAUGUUGUCUAGCCACGCCAAGUGUCUCUGCAGAGACAACGCACGCGACUGCCAUGCCGAGAAAAGCAGACCUACAAAGAUUACUAUUCACAUUUCCUGUAUUUUGCUGCGUCCCAAUGCUGCAGAUGAUUGCGCAGGGAGACGCCCGGGCGCUUAUUUUGCUGCUUCAUUUUUAUAGGGCGGUGCGUGUGCUCUUGCCUACGGAGGAGUCGUGGUGGGCUGGUGAGAGGAGUAGACGGAUGGAAGGCUUGAUAUUGGCGGAUUUGCAGGGUAGGGGGUAUAUGGGGUGUAUGAGGGAUGAGUUUUUGGUCUAA